UUUCGUCCGACCGGGAACGAUGCUGGUGGUGUGCAACGUCUUUGGAACAUAUCUGCCCUUGAUUUUGGCGUGUGUGGUGUAUGUUCCGACUUUAUGCCGGCGUCGCCAUCGAAUCACGACUGGAAUUAGCCCGGUGGUUACUAAAUCGUACCGGACAAAGCAGCGAUUGACCGUUAUGCUGUUUGUACUGACACUGGUGCAUGCGAUCUGUUUUGCCAGUGUCCCGAUAAUGAACUCCUUCUUCCCAGAACUGUAUAUAAAAGAUCCCAUGGCGCGGUUAUGGUGGCGGCAGUUUUUGUCGUUGGGAUACUUGUCCACACCGGUUUUGUUUUUCGCUGUUAACCGGGGUUUCCGGAAAGGGAUUACGGGAAUAUUCCUACGGAAACUUCGCCUGAAUUCUGUUGCUACUGUCACCAAUAUCGCCGGCAAUACGUUUCACUAAGUGUUGUGUCAAGUUGACAAGGAUCGUGGGAUUAC
Messenger RNA from Paramacrobiotus metropolitanus, 477 nucleotides. RefSeq lists its product as uncharacterized. Lineage: Eukaryota; Metazoa; Tardigrada; Eutardigrada; Parachela; Macrobiotidae. The transcript is spliced from 2 exons. The coding region runs from base 20 to 442 and encodes 140 amino acids. The record is from RefSeq and is a predicted model, not a curated record.